AUUCUUUUGCUAUUGGUUAAAUCUGGUCACAUUUGCUACUUUUCUCCGUAUAUCAUUUAUAUUUAAAACAGAGAAAUCCUUGUUGCUAGGGAGAUGAAGAUUAAUCCUACUUGACGAUUGGAUAUAUGAACAUGGAUUUGUAAUCUCACUAUGGUUUAUCAAGCUGCUUUAAUUCAAGUAUUUGGUCUAUUCGUAUUCAACACUUCUGGCGUAGUUAGCAUAUCUCCAUUUAAUAUAAAGUAGUUCCAUAUUUGAUUCCUUUUAUUGGUGCUGAAAUGAAUCAAGUAGUAUUAUUCUAGAUGGCUUCUUCGCAUCAUAUAUUGUCUUCUCAAUUCUCAGUAUAUUACCAGCUGCGAUAGGAAACAAUUCUAUGUAGCUGUUUAGCUAUGCUCCUAUCAUAAAGGGCUUUUCUGUGCAAUAGAUUAACCACACACUCUAUUUCUUUGAACACUUUUGUUAUUCUCUCCUGAGCUAUUGGAAGAUGGUACAAUUAUCUUUAUCAGUUAACUGUCAUAUUUUCAGGCCUACGUGAAAAGCAUUAUAUUUCCACAUUCACUGGGUCCUAGUCUCAAGUGGAAAGCCCGGUCGCAGGCCAUUCUCACAGUUCUUAAGAGCCUUGAAGCAGAUUUUUUUUGUCUACAGGAAGUCGAUGAGUAUGAAACAUUUUAUAAGAACAAUAUGGCAAGCCUUGGCUAUUCAAGUAUCUACAUUCAAAGAAGUGGGAAAAAAAGAGAUGGAUGCGGAAUUUUCUAUAAACAGGAUAAAGUUGGUCAUAGAAGAGAAAAUUGACUACAAUGAUUCGGUGGCUACACUUGACGACGAAAAAACAUCAUCUUCAGAUGAUGGCGAUAAGUUGCUAGUUGGUGGAAAUAAAGAGGAGACGAAAUCUGGUUCCGAGAAAGAGAGUCCAGAAGAUUGCGGAGAUCCAAAUGAUCCUCGUGUAAGAUUAAAGCGUGACUGUGUAGGGAUCAUGGCUGCUUUUAGACGUAAGAAUCCUACAUUUCACUAUGUUAUUAUCGCGAACACUCAUAUAUACUGGGAUCCAGAAUGGGCCGAUGUGAAAAUUGCGCAGGUUAAGUACUUGCUUUCGCGCCUAGCAGAAUUCAAAAUGCUAGUAGCCAAAAAGUUUGAUUGCUCACCCUCAUUAAUUGUCGCGGGGGACUUCAAUUCAACUCCUGGAGAUCAGGUGUAUCAAUACCUAGUCUCUGGCACGAGUGGCAUGGGACCAGAGAGCGUGGAUGAUCUGCCGAUCCCACUGGCAAGUGUGUAUGCAUUUGCAGGAGGGGAGCCAGAGUUCACGAACUGCACUCCUGGAUUCACAGGCACUCUUGACUACAUCUUAUUUUCCCCUGAUCAAGGUGUAAAACCAGUUAACUAUCUUGAGCUUCCGGUAGCAGAAUCACCCGAUGUAAGCAGCGGGUUGCCGAAUUAUUACCACCCCAGCGAUCACCUUCCGAUCGGGGCAGAGUUUGAAGUCGAGGCAUAGAGUUAGUUAUUCAGAUACGAAGAGUAGUGGUAGAUUACAUUGUGAGAUUCUCACUUAUUUCUUUCAAAUUCUUUGCCUUGCUUAUUGAUUGUACCUUUAAUUGAUCUUAAGAUUCUUUCCACCAAA
Salvia splendens (bonfire salvia) is the source of this 1612-nucleotide messenger RNA. Its product is annotated as carbon catabolite repressor protein 4 homolog 4. Gene Ontology annotation, molecular function: 3'-5'-RNA exonuclease activity. NCBI's taxonomy places the organism in Eukaryota, Viridiplantae, Streptophyta, Magnoliopsida, Lamiales, Lamiaceae. The record is from RefSeq and is a predicted model, not a curated record. The transcript is spliced from 7 exons. The coding region runs from base 650 to 1486 and encodes 278 amino acids.